AUGAGCGGCCCAAAGUCGAUAAGCUUAUCCGGAGAAUUAACAACGGGAAGCUAUUGCAGCAACAGCGACAGUGACAGCAGUCAUCAGUCGAGUGGAGGUGGUGGUACGCGAUGUGUGCAAGGCAAUCAAACUGGUAUGGAUGAAAAGCUAAGCGUGGACCUGUCCAGUGUUCGAGGAUCAUUGCAAUCAUCCUCGUGUGAAUCCGAGGCUUCCUCGAAUGAGGCAGAAGUUCUUUUCCCGUUCGUCUGCCAAAGUCCUUUCGUGAACGAGUUUGAAGAGCUGUCAGCAAUUGGCAAAGGUGGCUUCGGUCAAGUUACACUCGCCGAGAAUCGCUUGGAUGGACGAAGGUAUGCGAUCAAACGGGUUGGUCUUAACUUGAAGAACCAGACGUCGAAGACUUUGCAGAAGUUUUUUGCACACGAGCUCAGUUGGUGGACUCGCUGCCGCGGCAAAUUACUCAACAAUAAUCUUCUCGCACCGAUCUCAGAGCUUGAUUUUCCAGGAGACCGACGCGACCUCGAGAGCUUCUACAGCAAUGGAAGCGUGAUCAGUGACAAUGCCGAUGAUGGUGGGUUUGUCUGGGAACGUGAGACGUCUAGUACGGAAGGUGAGGAUGGCUGGAAGGAAGAAGAUCUGGUCGUGCAAAACAAGCCACGCAUGAGCCACCUGCCUCCCCGUGUGUCUUCGUCUUGCGCACCGGCUGCUCAUGGUAGCGACGAGGACUCUUCAUGUAACGCAGCAGAAAAAUGUGAUCACUGGCUGUACAUUCAGAUGCAGUACUGUGCUGGCCGCAACUUGGCGGACUAUCUGGCUGUUCCGACUCGGCCAAUGGAACUGUCGAGAAUGCUCAAGAUUUUUGUGCAGAUUGCAAGUGCACUGAUGCACGUACAUUCUUGUGGACUGAUUCAUCGUGAUUUGAAGCCAGCAAAUAUUUUCGUUGCUGACGUAGAGAGAGACGAGAUUAAGUUGGGGGAUUUUGGCUUAUCGCGCUACGCUGCGAAUGCAAGCAGCCUGAAUGCCUCGACAAGUCUUGAUGAUCCCCAACAAGGAUGUCUUUCCAAUGGUGUGCGGGACACUCCUCUAUCUGUGUCGGUGUGGUCGAACAUGUCGGAGAGUACUGAGGUGACUGCGGGUGUUGGCACGUAUCUUUAUGCAAGCCCGGAACAAGUCGCAGGGAAGAAGUACAACGCCAAGACGGACAUGUACUCGCUGGGAAUGAUCCUUUUUGAGCUGUGCCACGACCGCUUUGGCACGACAAUGGAGCGAUACAUUACUCUCCGUGAUGCCCGAGACAGUAAGUUCCCUGCUGAUCUCCGCGCGACAAAGAGAUGUCCUGAAAUCUUAGACAUGCUCAGCAAGUUAUUAAGCCACGACCCGACGGCACGGCCAACAGCUAAUGAAGUUGUGCAGUGGGGACAGAUGAUGUAUGAAACGAGCCUUGCUCAGAAAGCUAUGGAUGUUGUGCGGUCGCCGCGCAACCUAGGCAUGAUUCGAGCUGCAGCUGGUGCAAGCUUUUUUGUGCCGGGUAUUGAUCACUUCAUGGUUGGCAUCGGCGAAACAGUGGUUACGACCACGUUUUGUCUGAAGGUGGAGGCUGCAAUGGAACAUUGCAGUGGUGAAGACGGUGGCGAGCGUCGUUUGCCAAACCAUAAUUUAUUGAAGCAAAUAUGCGAUGUGAUUGCCGGAGUUCACGAUGGGAAGGUUGAGAUCAAGAAGUGUGGAUUGCAUAUGGAGAAUGAGGGCGUGACGAUUCUCGCGUUUGAGUUGGACCCACAGAGUGCUCUUGCCGUUGCGCCUGGCAGUGACGUGGAAGGCUCCGUGGUUUUGGCGAUCGAAGCCCUCGCUGGAGUACAAACGGUGCAUCGUGUGAGCAAGAUUGAUUGA
Peronospora matthiolae is the source of this 1884-nucleotide messenger RNA. NCBI's taxonomy places the organism in Eukaryota, Oomycota, Peronosporomycetes, Peronosporales, Peronosporaceae. The record is from the annotation of a GenBank genome assembly.